Benincasa hispida (wax gourd) is the source of this 1069-nucleotide messenger RNA. RefSeq names its product vesicle transport V-snare 13 (gene VTI13). Gene Ontology annotation, biological process: vesicle fusion; vesicle-mediated transport; intracellular protein transport. Lineage: Eukaryota; Viridiplantae; Streptophyta; Magnoliopsida; Cucurbitales; Cucurbitaceae. Gene Ontology annotation, molecular function: SNAP receptor activity; SNARE binding. The record is from RefSeq and is a predicted model, not a curated record. Gene Ontology annotation, cellular component: ER to Golgi transport vesicle membrane; Golgi apparatus; SNARE complex.
GCUAAAUUCCUUUAUUACUCGAGACGCCGUUGGCCAUCGGAGCCUAAAUUCAUUUGUCAACAACAAAAGUUUGGUGCUUCGUGACGGGGUCCGUGGGCAUUCCAAUUUUCUCGUUCUACAAUUCCUCCUCCUCUGGGCUUUGCCAUCUCUCAUCGAAUUGGGUUUGGGCACGAUGAGUGAGGUGUUUGAAGGAUACGAACGCCAAUACUGCGAGCUUUCGGCGAACCUUUCAAGAAAGUGCACUUCGGCUAGCGCCCUAAAUGGAGAGCAAAAGAAGCAAAAGGUUUCUGAAGUGAAGGCAGCAAUUGAUGAAGCAGAAGCUCUGAUUCGAAAAAUGGAUCUUGAGGCCAGAAGUUUGCUGCCUAACGUCAAGGCUGUCCUUCUAGCUAAAUUAAGAGAGUACAAGUCUGACCUCAACAAUUUGAAAAGUGAAGUUAAACGUAUUGAAUCUGGAAACUUAAAUGCAGCCACCAGAGAUGAGUUGCUGGAAUCAGGCAUGGCCGAUACACUGACGGCAUCAGCUGACCAAAGAUCGAGAUUAAUGACCACAACAGAGAGGCUAGGUAAGUCUAGUGAUAGAAUUAAGGAAAGUCGAAGAACCAUGCUAGAAACAGAAGAACUUGGAGUUUCAAUUCUCCAAGAUUUGCACUCGCAGCGACAGUCUCUCUUGCAUGCUCAUAAUACGCUUCAUGGAGUAGAUGACAAUAUUGGGAAGAGUAAGAGAAUUUUAACCAACAUGUCUAGAAGGAUGAACAAGAACAAAUGGAUUGUUACAUCCAUAAUUGUUGUUCUUGUCUUGGCCAUCAUCCUGAUAUUGUACUUCAAACUUUCCAAAUAGUAAGGUCAUCUUCUUCAUUUGGGUUUGUCAUAUUUGAGUGUUGUCAACAUGAGUUCAUGUUUUAUGUAUUUUUCUGGGUCUAUUGGGAGUUUGUACAUGGCUUAUGUCAUGAUUAAUUAUUUUUUGCCUGCAUCUUAAUCUUCUUCAAGAUUGGCGAGUGUUCACAAAACAAUAUUAAUGUUGUAAGGUUUGCCCAACGUUUUAUAUUACUGUCUAAUGUUCUAUGGGAUA